Cricetulus griseus (Chinese hamster) is the source of this 786-nucleotide messenger RNA. Lineage: Eukaryota; Metazoa; Chordata; Mammalia; Rodentia; Cricetidae. The record is from RefSeq and is a predicted model, not a curated record.
AUGAAGACCUUCCUCUUCCUGAUUCUCAUUGGAGCUGCUGCUGCUAUCUCCACUAAUGAGAAUGAUUACUUCCCUUAUGAGAAUCCCGAGGAGUCCACUAAUGAGAAUGAUGACAGCAUUUUUGGAGGCUACACAUGUAGGAAAAACUCAGUCCCCUACCAGGUAUCUCUGAAUGCUGGCUACCACUUGUGUGGGGGCGCUCUUGUCAGUGACCAAUGGGUACUGACUGCUGCUCACUGCUAUAAGCCCCGAAUACAGGUUCGUCUGGGAGAAUUCAACAUUAAUGAAAUUGAAGGUGGUGAACAAAUCGUUAACGCAGCCAAGAUCAUCACCCACCCCAACUACAGCAAUGAUACCACCGAUAAUGACAUCAUGCUGAUUAAACUGAACUCACCAGCCACCAUGAACUCUCAUGUGUCCACUGUCUCUCUGCCAAACUCCUGUCCAUCUGCUGGUACUGAGUGCCUUGUGUCAGGCUGGGGAGACUCAGUGAGCAUUGGAAACAAAGCCUCUUCAGACCUUCAUUGUGUGAAUGCCUCCAUCCUAUCGGACCUUGUUUGCCACACUGCCUACCCACAUCAUAUCACAAAAAACAUGUUCUGUGCUGGCUUCCUAGAAGAAAAAGAUACUUGCCAGUAUGAUUCUGGUGGCCCUGUGGUCUGCAAUAAAGAACUCCAAGGUGUUGUCUCCUGGGGCAGUAGCUGUGGUAAGAAAGGGAAACCUGAUGUAUACACCAGAGUGUGCAACUACCUGGACUGGAUUCAACGGACCAUUGAGUCCAACUAA